Molecule: messenger RNA, 140 nt
Organism: Racocetra persica
Lineage: Eukaryota; Fungi; Glomeromycota; Glomeromycetes; Diversisporales; Gigasporaceae
Source: the annotation of a GenBank genome assembly
AUACCACGACUCAGACUGGUGUGAUUAAAUCAAUUAUGUCAGAGGGAAAUUAUUCAAUCAAACCGGAUGGCAAAACCGACACGAUAGCGAAGAAAGAAUUAUCAGUCGCGUACCUUAGGUCGUUUGAAGUUAUUCGUUGA